Aspergillus aculeatus ATCC 16872 is the source of this 723-nucleotide messenger RNA. RefSeq names its product Fcf2 domain-containing protein. The coding region runs from base 1 to 723 and encodes 240 amino acids. The record is from RefSeq and is a predicted model, not a curated record. NCBI's taxonomy places the organism in Eukaryota, Fungi, Ascomycota, Eurotiomycetes, Eurotiales, Aspergillaceae. Gene Ontology annotation, molecular function: RNA binding. The transcript is spliced from 3 exons. Gene Ontology annotation, cellular component: nucleolus. Gene Ontology annotation, biological process: RNA processing.
AUGACAGGGGCAACGUGCUCCAAAUUUGAUGACCUCCCAAUACAGGAUGGCAUUGUCUUAACAGAUCAGGAGAUAGAACAGCUUCUCCUUGAAGCUGAAGAUCGGCUCCAGGGUUGCGAUGGCGAAAGACCCAAAGAAUCUGACCAAAUACAGGCUGCAGACUUACUCUCUGAGCAAAAUUUGAUACGGAUACCAAAAUUGUCUGGCAGUACGGCUCUUGAGCCGUAUUUCCACCCCAAAGAUGAUGUAGCAUUGGUAGAUACUGCCAGGUUGCUGACUCAUGGAGACUACAAUGAUGGUCAUACUAAAAGGCCAAGCGGAGCUAUUGACGAGUCAAAGAGCUUGAAGAUGAAACCUACGGCUGGUAGUGACUGGUUUGAUCUGCCCAAAACCGAACUGACAGCAGAGUUAAGACGAGACCUACAACUUCUUCGAAUGCGCUCAGUCUUGGAUCCUAAGAGGCAUUAUAAGAAGGAGAACAGUAAAGCGCAGCCCCCCCCUUUUUCUCAGAUUGGCACGAUCAUUGAAGGUCCAACGGAGUUCUUCAGUGGGCGCAUCGCGAAAAAGGACCGUAAGAAGACAUUCGUCGACGAAGCAUUGGCACUGGAGAAGGAGACCAAACGCUUUGAGACCAAGUACAGGGACAUACAGGCCACCAAACAAAGUGGUAAAAAGGCCUACUACAAAACUCUACGCUCGAGAAGAAAUACCAGAGGGAAGUAG